AUGAACAAAAAUAAUUGUCGUUUAUGUCUCGAAAACCCUGGUGUUGUUUCAAUUUAUAGUAGUAACGAAAAUCAAAUUAACACAAAAAUAUCGUAUUGUUGCGUGAAUAUUAGUAUUGAAGAAAACGAUGGUCUACCAUCACACAUUUGUAACUUUUGUGAAUGUCAACUUACAACUUGUUAUGAUUUUUUAAUUAAGUGUGAAGAAACGGACAAAAAAUUGCGUUUAAUUAAAUUUAAUAACUCUGACGAAGAUUGCAAUACAAAAAUUGAAAUAAAAACAGAAAUAGACGAAAACUCCGUUUCAGAUGAUGCUAAUGAGAACUCAUAUGAAUCACCUAAUGAAAUUAAGCAAGAAAUCGAUUGGAAAGAUGUAUUAAAGAAAAAAUAUCGAAGUUAUAAGAAAAGAAAAAGUAAAAUUUCAAGCAUAUCCAAAUGUACUAUAUGUGGUAGAAAAUGUGCAAAUCCUUCUACCCUUGCUAUACAUAUGAGAUCUCAUACAAAUGAAAGGCCAUAUUCUUGUCAAUCCUGUGAUAAAAGCUAUAAAGAUAGUGGGAGCCUCAAACGACACGCACAGAGAAAUCAUUUCAGAGAUAAACGGGAGAGAAAGUUUAUUUGUGAGAAUUGUGGAAAAGGCUUUUUUUCAAAAAGCGAAGUUAAAAUACACAUGCGUAUACAUACUGGAGAAACACCAUAUGCUUGUUCAGCUUGUCCUGCCAGGUUUACUCAAAUAAGUACCUUGCAAAGACAUACGCUUAGACACACCGGUGAACGAACUCAUAUAUGCCUAACAUGUCACAAAAAAUUUUGUACCAAAGAUGAAUUACGAUCACAUUUCACAGUGCAUUCAACUGUAAAAAAGUUUAUAUGUCCAAUAUGUAAGGCACUUUUUAAAUAUAAGAAUAAUUUAAGAAAACAUGUUAGAAGCCAUUCAGAAGGUGAUAAGUUCAUUUGCAAUCACUGUGGACGCAAUUUUAGUAUGAAAGGUAAUUUAAAGAUGCAUAUAGAGAGAUUGCAUUCAUCAAAAUCAGGAUAUUGCAAUAUAUGUUUAAAGAAUGUGUCAAAUAUUGAGGCUCAUAUGUGGAAACAUACUGGUGAGAGGCCCCUAAAAUGUGAAUAUUGUGCAAAUAGUUUUGCUGAACAAAAUGCUUUGGCUCGGCAUAUUAAUUUUAAACAUAAAAAAACAGAUAGAUAUAAAUGUACAGUGGAUGGUUGUUCUGUUAAGUUUCCUUCAAGGCCAAUGUUAGAUUUUCAUGUGGCAAAACUACAUGGAACAGUAAAACCAUUUCAAUGCGAUAAAUGUUCCAGAGGCUUCUAUAGGAAAAGUGAUUUAGCUAGACAUAAGAUAGGUACACAUAAAGAGAAACUCCUAUUGGAUUCAUUGUCACUUGUGGAAUAUAAAAGCAAA
Brenthis ino (lesser marbled fritillary) is the source of this 1407-nucleotide messenger RNA. The record is from the annotation of a GenBank genome assembly. NCBI's taxonomy places the organism in Eukaryota, Metazoa, Arthropoda, Insecta, Lepidoptera, Nymphalidae.